Molecule: messenger RNA, 3870 nt
Organism: Cladocopium goreaui
Lineage: Eukaryota; Dinophyceae; Suessiales; Symbiodiniaceae
Source: the annotation of a GenBank genome assembly
AUGUCACUUUUCCGGAACUUCUGCCUGCUCUUUGUCCUGGUUAUCCUCUCGGUCAAGGGCGACGGCAAGCAAUUCGCAGAGAAGGGCGUCGCGCAGACGGCGUGCCUUGGCCCGACGAGCCUGGCACCUUCACAAAAUAGGCAAAAUACCCCUCAGCUUGAAGCAACUGAGUGUGGUUUACAGGAGGCUACAAUCCCAUCACUCUGGGGACAAAGCUUUCCUCCGCCGAAUUGUGAGCGCAAUGUCCUCUUCGACAGCUACCGGCUGGCUCUGCGGUCAAUGCCGCAAAAUGAAAUCGCCGAAUGCCUGGUACUGCGACCUUUGUGGCAACUCCUGGGAAGAUUGUGCUGUACCCACAGCCAACCAGAGCAGUUCUACAUGGGCACAGCCGAACAAGAAACAAAGAGAGAAGAGCCAAAAGCAAAGGCGACCAUGCAAAUUGCCUCCCCGCCACCGCCACCUCCUCCUAUGCUGGCGCCAAAUCAAGCGCAAUGCCACGCACCAUGGAUGCCACAGCAGAUGCCUCAACAGAUGCCCCACAUGAACAUGAUGCCUUUCAUGCCGCCUCAGCUGGAUCAGCAAGUGAUGCAAACUGUCCCACAGCAGUCUGCCAUGAUGCCUGCGGAUCUGGAAGACUACAAAAUGGAGAUGAGUGCGCAGACCAAAUUGAACAAGAUCAUGAAGGCGGCCAAGAAAGAGGAUCAUCUAUCACCGGAAUUCCAGUCAUUGGUUGCAACAGAACGAAAGAAAGACGACAAAGAAAGCACCAGCAACCUUCUGGCCGCGGUGAAGGCACAUGGAAAAGCAAAAGAAGCGCUCAUGGAGGUGGAAAACUCGCGCAUGCAGCUGUGGUCGCAAUGGCGUGUAUUUCUUCAAGCCUCUGUGACAAAGUGGAAGGAAUACACUGCACAGUUUCAAGCAUCCGAGACUGCCUUUCAACAUCAAAUGCAGAGUGCCACAUUGAAUCUGAGGAAAGCCCAAAAGAGAGUCGACCUUGCCAAAAAACGUGCAGAUGCAGUUGGCAAGGACGACGAGCCACAGGAGAUCUCCGACGACGACUUCGACGAGAACGAGCCCGACAUGCAGGACGAAGCCGAAGUGCCCAGAGACGAGAAUGCGCAACGCAUUCAAGAGGGACUACAUCAAGUCGUCACGAGCCUCUCAGUUCUCUCAGAGUCCGCAGAGAAACUGGAGCCGAAGUCGAAGAGACCAAGAAUCAAGGAAGAAGAAGAAGCUCCUCCUGGCUCACGGGCAAUGCAGCCUUUUGGCAUGGCCGAUUGCGACAACAGCUUUGAUGGGAGUGUCGAGCUGAAGGAGUUCCUGCCCUAUGUCAAGCACCUCGAGGACGACAAGAAGGUGCUCAUGAUCUGCGAGGAGGAGUCACAACGGUCUACUUGCCUGGGAGAGUCCUUGCUUCAGUUGAAGCCACAACAGAGGAGAGCGAGCUCAAGCUGCACGAGGAAGGAGGCGAAGAAGAAAGCCCUAAAGCCUCCAGCUCCAGUCUUGAUGAGGAAGAACUACAAGGUCUUCAUGUUUUCCGCCUUGGACAUCCAGGAGUGGAACGAGGAUGAUCUCUUCCCACGUGAACUGCAACAUGGCACGUACCUCAAGAUCGAAGUCACUGCCGAGCCGCAGACGCAAGUGUGUCCCCCACAACAUGUGCCAGACAAAGCAAAGCAGAAGGGACCUGAUACACCACACAUCCAUGGUCCUGACCACCACCAUGAGGCGACCUCUCUCAUGCAGCGUCCACUGCAACAUCAAGAUCAGCGCUGGGGCCCAAUGAGCCACAGCGCAAUGUUCCCCAGCCUUGCAGGACGCCCUACAGUGGGUCAUGGAGAAAGCCAACACCAAAGCAAGAUUGUACAAGAACAAGCUCCAAAGUGGAUGCAUCCAGUGAAAAUGACAUUCUUGGAGUGCGCAGCAAUCGAAUUUGAUGAUGAAGGCCCGGUGUUAUACUGGAAGACAUGGUUUCUCCAUCACCAACGAUAUACCCGGAGCUUUGAAUCUCGCACCUUGCGCCUCGAUGCUGCACACAAAUUCUGGUUCCAGGAGCUUUGUGACCUUUGGGCAGACGCCAUGGAUCCUCAUCUACCUGCCAGAGUUGCUUUUGUUCAUCCAAAGCCACCAAUGUCUGACAAUGACCAGCACGUGGGACAUCUGAUCUUGGUGCAGGGCCAAGGCAGGGAACUUCCUGUCCUUAUGACUGCGCUGUUUGACCACCCACUUCAUCGUCGAGUGUGGCACCUCGCAGCAUUGCAGCUGGAAUAUGUUGAACCAGAGAAUGUCUUUGACGAUCUGGGCAUUGCCAGAUGGUGCAACAGAAUACACUGCCGUAUUCACAUUGGAGAAGUUCCAUUUGGCCAACAUGAACUUGUACAUUUACAAGAAGGAGACAGCCUAGUCAUCACCAUCCCGAGUGUGCAGCGGAGUUCUAGAACAGAAGGAAUCUCUCUCAUGCAAAGAGGAUUGAAGAUCAAAAGCAAACAGCCCAUUCAAUACAUGCAGACGGGGUCUGCUCAAAACCCCUCUGUAGCCCAAGCAUGUGGAGAAUUCCAACUGAAUCCUGCAGCGGCACCUUUUGAUCCCAAUCGACCUGGCUUGCGGGCACUUUCAGAGUUCGAGGCCGACCUCUGGGUUCAAUGGGACCAAGAAGCCUUCGCAUGGGACGACGAGGAAAGAUCAUGUACCAUUCUUACAUGGUUCAUUGACCACACAUGGCACUGGCCGCAUUGUGACCACCCACGUCGACUACAGCUCUACGAAGACCAUCGACAAUGGGAAGAGCUGAUUCUGAGGAGAUGGCAAGAUGUUCGAGAUCCCAGAUCACCAUUUGAGCUUUAUGUAGUUGAUCCGAGACCACCAGCACUCAACAAUGACAUUGCGGCGCACGUCCUCAUCAUACAAAAGCCCUUUGACGCAUGGAUCACAAAUCUUGCCACCAUUAUUGAUUCGACACAAGGUCAACAUCAGCCAUUUGGUCAGAUUGCCAUCACUACACAUGAGCACGUCCGAGUUGAGGCCAUUCUGACAGCCACAUCGCUGGAACGAGUCUGUCUCUACCAAUCUGCAGUGCUAAAUUGUCAGGUUUGGUUUCAAGGAGUACAGCUCCCACCAGGCGUUCUCUUCCCUGGACGAAGUGGCACUGGCAUCGAAAUUUAUCUCUGGCCGAAAUCACCUACAGCUCCUCAAGCUGAAGGACAUGGCUUCCUACAAAUUCCAAGCAGAAGACGCAGAGAGGAAGAGCGCCGAACAGGCAGUGCGGUGGCUCAAGCCUGCCGGCCUUCCCCUGUUACACUUCAGCUUUCCACUAUCAUCAAAGAAGAGGACUCACCAAUUGCACAAGAACCACAAGAACACACAUGGGGAGUCAAGCUACAAGCAGGACACCCAGACAUCAUUGUGCCCGAGUACCUUGAAGUACCAUUUGAAGCAGGAAAAGCUCGCCUCAAGAUGAUUGAGAUUGAAGUCCCGCCAUGGAAGACGGAUAUUGAGACUCAUGAGACUACAGUCAGGCGACAAUUGCAGUCAGCCAUGCAGGUCAAAGACAAGCUGCGCAAAUCUCGACCCAAGAAGGCCUACCUUGACGCAGACACAUGGGCAAUCAGGACACAACUGCUGAAGUACCGCAAGUCGCUCAAGCAAACGCGAAAAGCACUUGCCCGUGAAUCGCUUUACAGAAUGUUUCGAGCAUGGUCAGGCCAUCUCACCGUGGUUCAUGCAGGUGAGUCUUUUGCCUAUGGAACGACUUUGAGGGCUUCACAAGUGCGCACUAUGGCAGGAUACUGUAAGCUACGCGUUGCCCUGCGAUCUCAUUUACAGUCUUCCAAGCAGCGUCUGAUGAAGCAGAGGUCUUCUAUGAGUCCCUGA